Plasmopara halstedii is the source of this 420-nucleotide messenger RNA. RefSeq lists its product as uncharacterized. The record is from RefSeq and is a predicted model, not a curated record. The coding region runs from base 1 to 420 and encodes 139 amino acids. NCBI's taxonomy places the organism in Eukaryota, Oomycota, Peronosporomycetes, Peronosporales, Peronosporaceae. The transcript has a single exon.
AUGAAAAAGAUUUAUAAUCUUCUCAGUAAUAAGCAAUUAAAUCGUAUUGAUACACGUAAUCUACGGUCUAUUCAGUCUCUCCCACCCCGUGAGGCAUUCGAACUACCGAUUCAUCAAUUCAACCGAAUUAUUCAUAAUCUAUCAGCCGGAGAGUCAAAAUAUCUUUUAGCUCAUCUGAAGGACGAGUAUGGCACUGUUCGCAAAUCUAUAUCGCUUCAUAAAAACCAUUUUGGGGUUCAAGAUCUUGCAAUUACGUUAGACGAAGGCUUGACGUCGGAUGCUGACACGGGAGUCAGUGAGGUCCUGGCAGGAACAGUUAAAGUUAAAUGGAUUCCGAAGGCGAAGCUUCAAAGAAAGAGAUCGGAGUUUUUCAGAUAUUUGACGAAUUAUGAUUUCAAGCUGGAAGAUUUCCAAGUUUAG